Messenger RNA from Adineta steineri, 1338 nucleotides. The record is from the annotation of a GenBank genome assembly. NCBI's taxonomy places the organism in Eukaryota, Metazoa, Rotifera, Eurotatoria, Adinetida, Adinetidae.
AUGGCAUUACCACCACCAUUAUCAGCGAAAGAUGAAAAAUCAUUUGCAUAUGAAACAAUUAAGGAUCGUCUUCCAUUAAUUGUUACACGUAUUGUCGAUUUUCUUGCUCGACAUCGAACAAAUUUUGCAAAACAAUAUGGUGAAGACGCUGAAAAUGAAUGUAAAUCAUGUAUUAGUGCAAUGGAUAAAUUACGUUAUGAGAUUGCUCGUGAUAAACCGAUUUUAUUAUUGAAUGAUAAUCAUACCGAUGAUAUACAUAUAUGGAAUGAAUAUCUUCAAAAAGAAAUGGAUCAAGGUAAAGUAAUUAGUUGGUUUCAAAGUAAUUGGCUUCUUGUUGAAUGUUAUAUGUAUCGAAAGAUAGCUGAAGCAUUUAAUCUUACUGCUCAUCUUCAACAUGUCGAUCCAUUUAUUGAAAUGAAACAACAUACUUUUUAUUCAUCUGUACAAGCUAUCGAUGUUGUUCUUGCUCAAUUAAAUAUAGAUAUUGAACAAACAACAGAUCCGGUGAAUAAUAAAUCAACAAUCGAACAGCAAUUUUAUAAUUAUAUGGAAAUUUCUCUCUGGGGUAAUCAAUGCGAUUUAUCAUUAUCAGGAGGUGCUAAUCGUUCACAAGAACAUGAUCCAUUUCAUCAAAUAACUGAACUUAAAACUCAUAUAUUAAUCAAUCAUGAAACAUCACUUUUUAAUUAUCUUUAUGAUCAACAAGCAUAUUUAUUAAAUUUUGAUGUUUGUAUUGAUUUUGUUCUUGAUAAUGCAGGAUUUGAACUUUUAACGGAUUUAUGUUUUGCUGAUUUUCUUAUAUCAAAACGUUUAUGUUCACGUAUAACAUUACAUUUAAAAUGUUUUCCAUGGUUUGUAUCCGAUGCAACUAAAACUGAUUUUGAUUGGUUAUUAGAACAAUUAUCUAAUUCAUCAUCAAAUUCAGUCUGGCAAAUAGCAUCGAAACGAUGGCAACAACAUAUUCAAAAUGGUCAAUGGAUUAUUCAAACACAUCGAUUUUUUACAUUACCAUAUGAUUAUUCAUAUAUGCAACAAAUUUCAUCUGAACUUUAUUGUACAAUGUCACAAUCAAAAUUAAUUAUAUUUAAAGGUGAUUUAAAUUAUCGAAAAUUAGUUGGUGAUUUACGUUGGCCAUUAAAUGAACGAUUUGAAACAGCAUUACGUGGUUUUCAACCAACAUCAUUCGUUGUUUUACGAACAUGUAAAGCAGAUGUACAAGUCGAUAUAGAUCUUAAAGUAGGACAAGAAAUAACUAAAAUUGAUCCAAGAUGGAUGGUAAAUGGAAAAUGGGCAGUUAUACAAGCAUUUUUUAAAAAACAAACCGAAAAAGAUAUUUAA